AUGGGUCACGAAGAAGAGAACAAGAAAACAACGAGUCACGAAGAGGAGAACAAGAAAGCAUGGGAGAAGGGCGGUGCAAAGUACAGCAGCAAAGCAUACAGCGAAUAUUUUGAUCCAUGUCAAGAAGCUGCCGACAGAAGUUUGAGGUGUUUACGAAGAAAUGGUGGUGAUAAAGCACUUUGCUCUGACUACUUUGAGUACGCUUGUCUACACUCAAAUUUGUCUUCUGACGUAUGGACUAACAACGAAACAGANGCGUACCGCGAGUGCAAGAAGCAAUGGGUACGAACGGAAACACGAAUUCGCUAUCAUGUACAUAUGCUGACUUGUUGCAGNAUGGCAGAGAUGAAGGAGGAAAAGAGAAAGCAAGGCAGAUGGUGGUGA
Aureobasidium musti is the source of this 384-nucleotide messenger RNA. Lineage: Eukaryota; Fungi; Ascomycota; Dothideomycetes; Dothideales; Saccotheciaceae. The record is from the annotation of a GenBank genome assembly.